CGGAUCUUGUUCACGGGGAACGCAAUGAAUGUGGCACCGCAGCGGAAACCGCUGGAGCUGUUUGAAAUGGAUUUUAUUAUAAUGGACGCUUGUUCUUGAUCACGGAGUCUUCAUCACUGACUUUGUCUGUAAACGAUCAUGUCGCUUUGGCCAGUUGGAAAGAAAUCGCAAAGCCUUUCUCCUGCCUGGACUGGACUGGACUGGACUGAUGACGUCGAUGGCUGCUGUCAAUAAGCUGCUUACGUUCAAAACAAAACCUUGUGUGUCCUGGGCUAUAAGGUGAAGUUCCCAGCAGCCUUGACUUUCUGUGUCACUUCUGUACAAUGAGAAUGAAGCUUAAACUGAAAACUGUAUUCCUGCUCUACUUUAUGGUCUCCUUACUGGGCCUCAUCUAUGCCCUCAUGCAGUUAGGCCAGGGCUGUGACUGCAGAGAGCAUGACUUUCCUAAGGACCGAACCAUUUCCCAGUUGAGAGGGGAGUUACAUAAGUUGCAAGAACAAAUAAAAAGAUACGAGGCAAAAGCCUCCAGUCAAUCUAGUCUGCCUACAAUCUAUGUGAUAACACCUACCUAUGCAAGACUGGUGCAGAAAGCUGAGCUCACACGCUUGUCUCACACAUUUCUGCAUGUACCUCAUCUCCACUGGAUCGUGGUGGAGGAUUCUCCCAGCCCGACACAGCUAGUGACAAACUUUCUGGCUAUGUCUGGACUGACCUACACUCACUUACACAUGCUGACGCCUAAAGACCGCAAACUGCAGGAAGGUGACCCGCACUGGCUGAAGCCUCGUGGGGCUGAGCAGAGGAACGAGGGUUUGCGCUGGCUCAGGGAGAAGGCUGCUGCUGACGGGGGGAAAGGGUUAGCCUUCGACAAUGCUGUAAUCUACUUUGCUGAUGAUGAUAACACAUAUAGCCUGCAGCUCUUUGAGGAGAUGCGUUACACUAAGAAAGCCUCUGUUUGGCCGGUGGGUCUAGUGGGGGCGAUGAAGUUUGAGCGGCCUGUGGUGGAAAAUGGGAAGGUGGUUCGCUUCCACACUGGCUGGCGACCCAACCGUCCCUUCCCCAUUGACAUGGCUGGCUUUGCUGUCUCCCUGAAUCUGGUGCUGGCCAAUCCUGAGGCUUGUUUUGAUGGCAAUGCGGAGAUGGGCUUCCUGGAAAGCAGUUUCCUGCAGAACCUGGUUACCAUGGAGGAACUGGAGCCUAAAGCUGACAUGUGCACUAAGGUGCUGGUGUGGCACACGCGUACCGAAAAGCCAAAGAUGAAAAGGGAGGAGGCUCUUAUAAAGCAGGGGUUAGGAUCAGAUCCCAAUGUGGAGGUGUAAGCUCUCCAAGAACACUCCCCAAGAACAUCCUGGUAUAUCCCAGUUAAAAAAAAAAACAUUUUGCUGUAGUGUUAGCUUGAGAACGUUCUCUUUCUUCAGUGUGAGGGGUCAGUUUACUGUUGUCUAGGAAUCACGACACUGUAUGAGUAACUGUAUGGUUAUCAUGAUUGGGUGUAUGUAUUUGUGUGCAUGAAUGAAUGCAGCGUUCUAUUUAUAUAUCUAUUUAUCAUUCAUGGUGUUACGUAGAACAUGAUGUAGAUGAUCAGUGUUUCUGCCUCAUGCCUGUAAAUGUUGCCUACAAUAAAGUUAUUGCUAUGAUCAGCGGAGCAAAUAAAAAAGGAGUUCUGGGGUGAAGGGGUUUGAGUUUCCAAGUGGUUUAAUGGGACCCUAGAAAACCAAAAUCACCAACAUUAUUGUAUUGGCAAUGUAUAUCUUUGAAAAAUGGCUUAAAAUAAAAGACAUUUUCCACAAA
Molecule: messenger RNA, 1791 nt
Organism: Hemibagrus wyckioides
Lineage: Eukaryota; Metazoa; Chordata; Actinopteri; Siluriformes; Bagridae
Gene: b3gat3
Product: beta-1,3-glucuronyltransferase 3 (glucuronosyltransferase I)
Exons: 6
Coding region: 324-1319 (331 amino acids)
Biological process (GO): chondroitin sulfate proteoglycan biosynthetic process; carbohydrate metabolic process
Cellular component (GO): Golgi membrane
Molecular function (GO): galactosylgalactosylxylosylprotein 3-beta-glucuronosyltransferase activity
Source: RefSeq, a predicted model, not a curated record